AUAUAUAAUCGAGUCCAUGGAAGUUGAGGAUUUUCAUUUGGGUUAUUAUCUUUUUGCUGACUUAGAUAUCGUUUUUGGACACUUUCUUGUUUUUGGACAGUGUUGAUAUCUUCUUCUACAUGCAUGUGACAAUUUUGAAGACUUCUGUUUUUCUCGGAGCUUUUGGUUAUUGAGAGAUUGAUUCUGGAAUGGUUUGGGUACAAUAAAUAAGGUUCAUAGGCUGGUGAAUGAGAACUCAGACAAUGGGGUCUCAAGGUGGUGCUGUCCAAGAGCCCAAGUUGCAGGAGUCUUUGACUCGGCAAGGCUCCUUGUACAGUCUCACUCUCGAUGAGGUCCAGAACCAGCUUGGUGAUUUGGGGAAACCACUUGGCAGCAUGAAUCUCGACGAACUUCUGAAGAGCGUAUGGACCGCAGAAGCUAGUCAGGGCACCGGAACGGUUGUAGAUAGUUCAGGUGCUCAGGCAGGCCAGGGCACCUCUGCCUCAUCCCUGCCUCGGCAAGGGAGCCUAACCUUGUUUACUGAUCUUAGCAAAAAGACUGUUGAUGAGGUUUGGAAGGAUAUUCAACAGAAAAAGAAUGGCAGCCAAGAAAGGACGACAGCUCAGGAACGGCAUCCUACUCUUGGCGAGAUGACCCUAGAGGAUUUCUUAGUGAAAGCAGGAGUGGUUGCCAAAUCCCCAUCGGCCCAGAAGGGUGGUGUUGCUCCUGGUUUAGGCGUUGAUACAAUUGCUCCAGCGCAACAUGAUGUUUCACAACAUAUUCAAUGGAUGCAAUACCCAAUCCCUUCAAUGCAGCAGCCACAGCAACGUCAGCAUCAACUGAACACAAUGGCAGUUUUUAUGCCUGGCCAUGUGGCUCAGCAGCCACAUCUGGAUAGUGGUAAUGCCAUCUUGGAAGCAGCAUAUGAAAACCAAAUGAUAAUGUCCCCGUCAUCUUUGAUGGGUACUUUAUCAGAUACCCAGACGCCUGGGCGGAAAAGAGUUGCUCCUGAAGAUGUGGUUGAGAAAACUGUAGAGAGGAGGCAAAAGAGAAUGAUUAAGAAUAGGGAAUCAGCUGCCCGGUCGCGGGCAAGGAGACAGGCAUAUACACAUGAACUGGAAAAUAAGGUCUCACGUCUAGAAGAGGAAAAUGAAAGGCUCCGAAGACAGCAGGAGAUGGAGAAGAUGUUGCCAACUGCACCGCCUCCGGAGCCAAAGAACCAGCUUCGAAGAACAAGCUCGGCCCCAUUCUGACAAGCGUUUUCCCAUGUAUUACUGUAACUCUCAGUGUAUUGUGGUGGUUAUGUCAUCUAAUAUUAACUGGCUGAACUAGUUUGGAAGUCUCUCCUUUAUUGAAGAGGAUUUUCCUUUUUUUCUUUCUUUUUUUUUUUUCCAAAUUUGUGGAAAGGGUUAGGAGAGGGUUUUGUGGUUGCGAGUGGUGAGGACUGCAUUUGGAACUUUUCUUUUUUUUUUUUUCCUUUUUUUUUUAACGGAGCUGUGUUGAUAUUAUGUUCUUGCUGUCUGAUCUCAUUAGUCUCUGGCUCACAACCAAUAGGAUUUUGUGUUAUUUGGGGGCUGAUUUUUACGGGCAUACAACAGUCGUCCAAAAAAAAAAAAAUUUGAGAAUGUCAAGAGGUGAAAAAUUCGUCACGUUGAGUGACAA
Messenger RNA from Morus notabilis, 1641 nucleotides. RefSeq names its product ABSCISIC ACID-INSENSITIVE 5-like protein 2. The coding region runs from base 228 to 1232 and encodes 334 amino acids. Lineage: Eukaryota; Viridiplantae; Streptophyta; Magnoliopsida; Rosales; Moraceae. Gene Ontology annotation, cellular component: nucleus. The record is from RefSeq and is a predicted model, not a curated record. The transcript has 4 exons. Gene Ontology annotation, molecular function: DNA-binding transcription factor activity. Gene Ontology annotation, biological process: positive regulation of DNA-templated transcription.